Messenger RNA from Guyanagaster necrorhizus, 1903 nucleotides. RefSeq lists its product as uncharacterized. The transcript has 2 exons. NCBI's taxonomy places the organism in Eukaryota, Fungi, Basidiomycota, Agaricomycetes, Agaricales, Physalacriaceae. Bases 33 to 1634 code for a protein of 533 amino acids. The record is from RefSeq and is a predicted model, not a curated record.
CGUCGUUUGGUUCUACUGUUAGGUUCCCAUGCAUGCAAUACGCAGCAUGGGUUCCUCGUCGUUCCGUCAUCCAAGUGACCGGAAAUGUCGUUGGUAUCCCUUUUCUACCGAUGCUGCAGAUUGCUGCAGGACGGGCAUGGACGCAUCACUCUUCCUCGGUUCCCCGACGUGCUCCGGACUGGAAGAAAUCCGAGUCGAAAAAACGCCCGUUUUCUGCUGCCAAAGCGUCUUCAUCCUGUGUAAAACACGUACAUCAUAACACUUAUGUUGCAUCUAAACUUGUGCAGUAUGAACGGCGUAGUAAGCGGGCGAUUCCCAGGAUUCCCGAGGAAUUUAUUCCAAACUAUUCAGUCUCAUAUAUGAAUCCUGAGGAUCUGUCUGAAUACGACAGCACGUCUGAACCUGGUCGAGCACCACCUAUUUUUCCGGUUGGAACCAAAGACGAGACGGACCCAACAUGGUACGAUCUUGACGUGUCGUCAUACUCUGAAAUUGUUUCUAGAGACGAUCCAAUGAGAGUUGUUGGUCGUAUUCCACCCUCCUCCACCCGGAAAGCGCUCUUGAACAACCUUAUAUACCUGGCGCAAAGGCGACCUAGCCCUGGUCUUCCUGCCCUCAUCGACUAUCACGGCCUGCACAGGCGAGUGCACUCUACACGGUCCUAUAAUCUCCUCAUUGAUCUAUCCAUACGUCACAAAUCAUUCGGUAUGGUACCAUCGCUGCUACGAGCUAUGAGCACCGAAAACAUUGACCACAAUCAUAUUACCAAAAAGUUGGUGCUGCGCUGGUUAAUCCAUACUGAGCGACGGUCAGAGGCGUGGCGAUUAUUGGAGGAAACCGCAAGUUUAUCGGCUCCGUUGCGUGUGGACUAUUGGCUGGAAUUUUUUCAUUCUUCAGACAGCACACCCCUUUCCAACAGCGAGUUUCUGCGAUUGAUGGAAAUCAGUCCGGUCAAGUUUACGGAAACGACAACAGCACGUGUAAUGUCGGUUGUGAUACGAGCAAUCCUCCGUUUGGGGAAGCACCCGUAUGCUGUCCAGCUUGCGACGACUUACCUGAGUGGCAUGCCCCGAAAAGUGGAGGCAGUCAUCGCACGUCAGAACCUGAAGCUCGUCCACCUGGUCGUCUGUUACGGGUCAAGGAAGAAGGGCAUAUCGAAAUUUUUCGAGAGCCGACAAAUAUUGCAGUCACUUUUAGCGCUCCAUCCGGCGCUUCGUCCGACGCCGGUCACGUUGCUGAUCCUUCUUAGCCACCUCGAGCGGUGUAAGCGAGCGGGGAGCUUUGCAAGCCAAAUGGUGGAGGAAUUCAAAGACCGUUGGGGCUGUGAGAUUGAGAAUGCCGAGGUUAGACAGAGGGUUGCUAGUCUGGCGCUAAAGGACGUGCGGUUGCGUGGGAUGCCUCGGAAGAUAUUACAAAAUAUCAAAGAAUCGGCGUCGUCUGGGUCACAGAGGGACGGCUUUGAGUUUAUCGGAUGUCGAUAUGUGCCCCAUUUUUGGACAGUCUCAGGUGUCGAGGAGCGAAGAGGGUGGAGACGACUCGACGGACUUUACCGGCGACGGACAAGGAAGCGAGGUGCCACAGGGAAAGGAGACCUGCGGGUUUCCAAUGUAAGUGGUAGUAGAGACUGUUGUUGAAUGCGAGUCUAAAUUCUGACAAGGCAAAGGAUGAUACAAGUAAACAAUGAAGCGGCAAGGUGUGGUGCAGCUGCAUGAAAAGGAUUGGAACAUUCAAGCGGGGAUCUCAGGGGUGGCUGUUUCGGGAGCCAAGCUGAGGCAAGUUGGAUACUUGGUACGAUAGUUGGAGCGGCGUCAAACGGAAAAAAAAAGUAUACUUUGUAGGAAUGAUGGACUGGUGUUUAUCUAUAGGCUUUGGAGGAAACUUUGGGGGUGGAAUGGAGUGUGGA